AUGGCUGACUUUGCCGUCUCUGACGAAGAUUUUGUUGAAACGGUGCGCUGCUAUCCGUUCCUGUAUGACAGGACCCACAGUCAAUACAAGAACGUAUAUAAAAAGGAUGAGACAUGGAAGACGGUAGGAAGCAUCUGCGGCAUUACGGGAGACGAAGCUUUGAAAAGAUGGAGGACCAUUCGCGACCGCUUCCAAAGGCUACACAAAAAGUACGAGGCACAACAUCGAAGUGGUGCGCCCGGCAACAUUAGAAAACCGACGUGGCCACUUUUCGACACCAUGCGCUCCGUUUUGGGGACAAGGCAGCCUUCCUCAACAGUGGUGACCAACAUCCCAUCUGAAGUUCAGCCUAGGUCACCAAUUUUCAGCCAGGGAGAGUCCACCCUAACAGAGGAAGAUGAUCUCAGUGACAUCGGAGAAGACACAGAUGUACAGCAUGAUGCUACGCUAGAUUGCACUGAACCUGAAGCAUCAACAUCAAAAAGAAGACUACCCGAGGAAGAUACUACACUCACGGCGGCUGUUAGAGAUACAAUAGAAUCGCUCAGGUCAAUCCACAGCACAGAUGACAGCCCUGAGAUGCUCUUUGGGCUUUUUAUCGGAAAACGCAUAAAGAAUCUGCCAGAAGACGCAAAAUUACAGGCGUACAGUGCAAUUCAAGAAACCUUGGCUCGUGUUGAAAUUGAUGCCAGGGAUCUCAUGUGA
Molecule: messenger RNA, 705 nt
Organism: Ornithodoros turicata
Lineage: Eukaryota; Metazoa; Arthropoda; Arachnida; Ixodida; Argasidae
Exons: 6
Coding region: 1-705 (234 amino acids)
Biological process (GO): regulation of transcription by RNA polymerase II
Cellular component (GO): transcription regulator complex; nucleus
Source: RefSeq, a predicted model, not a curated record